This is a messenger RNA of Prunus persica (peach), 723 nucleotides long. RefSeq lists its product as uncharacterized. The transcript is spliced from 2 exons. Lineage: Eukaryota; Viridiplantae; Streptophyta; Magnoliopsida; Rosales; Rosaceae. Bases 1 to 723 code for a protein of 240 amino acids. The record is from RefSeq and is a predicted model, not a curated record. Gene Ontology annotation, molecular function: RNA-DNA hybrid ribonuclease activity; nucleic acid binding.
AUGGGCUGCAACUUUGCUAAGGAGGUUUGGGGAUGCUCAUCUGAUAUCUGGCCUUUUACUUCACAGACUGGUGAUCUGUAUAGAUGGCUUUCAUCGCUGGGUUGCUCUACUCCUAAGUCUGAUCUGGACCUCCUUUCCAAAGCCCUCCUAAUUUGCUGGCAAAUCUGGGAGGCAAGAAAUAACAUGUUGUUCCAAGGUUCUAAGCUGCACCCGGCUUGUUAUAUCCAUGCUGUUGCAAAUGUGGGUUUGGAUUAUUGGCAGCUUAAUUCAUCGGUCCAGAAGGAAAAAGAUAUUCCCAUGGUGAUUAAAUGGCAUCCCCCUCCCACUUGUUGGAUUAAAAUUAACUUUGAUGGGUCUCUCAUGAACUCUCAAGCUUCCACAGGCUUUGUCAUCCGAAACUGCGAUGGUCACGUCCUUCUAGCCGGCUCCAAUAACAUUGGCGAGAAUUCCAUAAAUGCGGUUGAAAGCGUUGCUCUUCGGGAUGGUCUUGUUGCUGCUAUUGAGAGGGGUUGGGACCAAAUCAUGGUUGAAGGUGAUUCUAAACUCGUUAUUGACAGUAUCCAUGUGUUCAGGGAGGCAAACUUCAAGGCUGAUGCGGUUGCUAAGCUGGACCAUGGGUUAUCAGCGCAAGUUUGUUGGGAGCUUGUUCUUCCGCUAUCAGUUUGCUCCCCCUUUUAUUUCGACAUCUUUGGGCAUUCUUGCCCUCGGGGCUUUGUUUUGUAA